CCCUGGAUCAAACCCCAGUCAUCAAUGAAAUUCGCCAGAAAGCCAGAAAGAUAGUGGGGUUGUUCAGAUCCAGCUGCAAAGCAAAGGACAAGCUUGUGGAGAUGCAGAGCUUGAUGGGCAGACCAAGUCUGAAAAUGAUACAGGAGGUUGAAACGAGAUGGAACAGCACAUUCGACAUGCUACAACGCUUGUAUGAGCAACGUGAGCCAGUGGCUGCUGCACUUGCCAAUUUAAACAGUGAUACUGCUCCCCUGACAAGUCUUGAGUAUGACAUUAUUCAACAGUCAUUGACACUUCUUCAACCAUUCAAACUAGCAACAACAGAGAUGUCAGAGGAACAGAGAGUGUCUGCUUCAAAGCUCAUACCAUUGUACAGGAUGUUGCAGCACAAGCUUGCACAGAAAAAAGGAAAUGCAACGCAGGAAUCAACUGUACAAUUAGGCUCACAUCUACAAGAAGGUCUGCACUCCAGAUGUGGAGGGUACGAGACUUUCAGAGCCUUGGCACUGGCUACACUGCUGGACCCAAGGUUUAAAAAUGUGGCUUUUGGAAAUCCUGCCAAAGCCCUGGAUGCUGAAAAGCACAUCACACUGGAGUGUGCUUCACUGAUGCGUUCAAACACAACUCCUGAACCACAAAUGUCAACAUCAGGCCCAUCAUCAACACCAGUUGAAACACAAGACAGUUUAUGGGAACAUUUUGACAAUCGUAUCCGUGAGACCCAGAUGAUACACAAUCCUACAGCUGAUGCCACAGUGGAAGUGAAAAAAUACCUCAGCGAUGCGUUUUUGCCCAGAACUCAUGAUCCUCUAACUUACUGGAAAGAGAGAGCAGUAAUCUUUCCUCAUUUGUAUGUCCUAGCUAAAAAAAUAUCUUUGUAUGCCAGCAACAAGUGUCCCUUGUGAGAGAAUUUUUUCAAAGGCUGGAGAAAUUAUCUGUAAAAAAAGUAGGCUGAGUCCUUCAACAGCAGAGAAAUUAAUAUUUUUGAAUAAAAAUCUAUAAGA
This is a messenger RNA of Xyrauchen texanus (razorback sucker), 1004 nucleotides long. RefSeq names its product zinc finger BED domain-containing protein 4-like. The transcript is spliced from 3 exons. Lineage: Eukaryota; Metazoa; Chordata; Actinopteri; Cypriniformes; Catostomidae. Bases 102 to 905 code for a protein of 267 amino acids. The record is from RefSeq and is a predicted model, not a curated record.